Messenger RNA from Dalotia coriaria, 3767 nucleotides. Its product is annotated as putative mediator of RNA polymerase II transcription subunit 26. The record is from RefSeq and is a predicted model, not a curated record. Bases 137 to 1828 code for a protein of 563 amino acids. Lineage: Eukaryota; Metazoa; Arthropoda; Insecta; Coleoptera; Staphylinidae. The transcript has 5 exons.
AUGGGUUUUGCUUGUACGGAGUGGGGUAGAUACGCGCUUUAUUUAUGGAGGUUAGAAUUCAACCACAUCCUUACAAUUCGGCAGUAUUCCAUUGUUCCCUGCAACAAACUGCGUCAAUUUGUUGCUAACGAACGCGAUGACUGAUGUUGACACUGCUGACGCGCUAUUGGGCGAUGAUAGCGAUGAUCGUGAAGAUUAUGACUUGGGCAAAGAGGAAGAAGCUAAACUUCUGUAUGGGGACGAUGGCGAGGAAGAUUGGAAGGCUGAAUUACUAGAAGAAGAGGAACAGGAAGAUAAUCAUCGUGAUAAAUUUGCAAGUGAAAGAACACAACAGCAGAUAGAUGCACAUGAAGCAACUGUACAGAAUAGAAACAAUAGCAGUAAUAGAGACAGUUAUCAACAUAGGUUUAACAGAGGUAGGGGAGGUGGAGGAAGAGGUACUGGCAGGGGUAGGGGAAGAGGAUACAAUAAUGGAUUAAGGAUAGGUUCUGGGAAGUGCUAUGUGAAUCCAACCUUUCUGCAAGGUGUGAAAAAGCCUGUACAGUCUGUACAACCAUGGCAGAAUCCAUCUAGGGAUUAUGAACCAGAGCGAACUGUCACUACUGCACCUUUUGUGGGGCAACAGAGGUUUCACCAUCAGCCACAGCAACAACAUCCAGAACAAUGUCAACCUCAAUAUAAUCAAAUGGGAAUGAAUAACCAACAAUUUGGUCCGCCUAUGAAUCAAAAUAAUUGGCAACCAACACAACAGUUUCAUCAACCAGUGCAACAACACCAACAAAACCAUUGUGACGGAUCUAUGCAACCUAUGCAACCAUCUUAUCAACCUCCUAUUCAACAAAAUCAUCAAUACAAUCAGUUCCCUUGUCAACCACAUCAACAGCAUCAACAUCAACACCAUCAACCAUCUCCACAACAACAAUAUCCUUAUGAGUUUAACCAACCUCAGCAACCAUUAAACUAUCAACACCAAAUUCCACAACAACAUGUUGCACCAAUGUAUAACCAGAAUCAACAACCCGUGCAAAAUAUGCACAUGCAUCAUAAUCCUCAACAACAUCCACAACAACAAAUGACACCGUAUUUUGACUCGUAUCCACAAAAUCACAACAUGAAUCAGAAUCAUCCACCAGUUCAUCAGAAUACUGGUUUUAAUCCGCCACCGCAACCUCCACCUCCUCAGAGACCUGCGUUGCUACAACGUCCUCAGCAACCACCGCUGAUGUUGACACAUGAGGGAGGACAGUUCUUUCCACGGCAGCAGCAUUUCCAGAAACAUUGCGCCAAUUUUAAGCCGCAACAUCAAAACUUUCACAAUAAUCAGAGUCAACAAUUUCGGCCGAGGGCACACCAACAGCAGUUCAGGCCGAAUUUUCAUCAGAAUCAAACACAGUUUACUCCUAGAGGUAAUUAUCGAGGAAGUUAUAAUACUCGCCCGUUACUCAAACGCCGGAAUGAUAAUUGGCGAGAAGAUUACAAUAAUACCGAGUAUACAAAGCGACGGAACUGGAAUAAUUAUAAUGAACAUCAUGAAGAAGAAAAUCAAGAGGAAUAUUACGAAGAAGAAGAAGAAGAACAACCGCAGCAACAAGAAGAGGAGGAAAAUGCAACUGUUACUUAUAAAGAAGACCCAACGCCAGAAAUCGAAGAAGAUGAAGAAACCAAAGCCUACCGCUUAAAAAUAGAAGAACAGAAGCGUCUACGUGAAGAAAUUCUAGCCGAAAAGGAGCGUAAGCGCAAAAUAGCUAUCAUGAAGAAAAACGGUGAGGUUUGCGACAUACCUACUCUGGAAGCUUCCCUCCAAAAGAACAGCAACGCCCAAAGUUAAUCACAAGAGUAUCCGGUAACAAUCCUAACCUACGAGUGUUAACGCGAUCUGACGGUGAGAAGGUGCAACUCACCACUGGAACAAGCGCCGCGCUAAACGCAAUACCAACAAUUACUAAAGUUAGGAUUAAGCAAGGAGUUGCGCCUACGAAAGCGCCCCCAACAUCGCCAACGCCCAAGUUGACUACUGGUUUCCUAUCGACUCGUACAGUCAUCGCUAAGGAUAAUUCGCUAUUGGAUACGCCGGUUGUCGUCGUGCGGAAUUUGGCCGCCAGUAGCAGCGAGCCGCAACUGAGAAAGCUGUGUCAGGGCGUUGGGCUCGUUCAGGUAAGAGAAUAAUAGGACAUAGUUUUUCAGUUUACCACAUUUAUGCAAUACAAUCACUAGAUUUUUACUUUAUUUUGAGUUUACUUUGCCGUGACGUUCAAUUAUUUCGAAUCUCGUAAUCUGUGAUGAUAAAUAUAACCUAGUGAGGCAAUGAGCAAGAUAUUUUUGAGCAUUUUUACACAUUUUAUUAGUUAAAAGGUUAUGUAGCUUUCUAAGCAGCGCCUAAGUUACAAAGAGAGUUGAAAUUUAUAUUUUUAUAGUAAUUUUUAUUAACGUUGUAGAACCAAAGCGUUGCUAUAUGACAAAAAACGAUUGUGCCUUUUGUGGAGGCUGUGAAUGUUUCAUGACUAUUCACCUUUUGAACCAUUAGGUGUCGCUUUAUGACAAUUGUACCGACCGAUUUAACCUCAUUUGGUCAGUGCUGAUUACAGGGUUAUUUGAGUUAUUUGAUUUAUAGGCGAAUAGCAAACGAAUGACUUACAAUUUAAAAGUCGGAAUAUCAAAUUUUGAAAAAUACGUUUUUUUAGUAUUAUAACCUCAAACCUCAUGAAUUUACGAACACACAAACAAUGAUACCAAUGAUGAGUGCCAUAAAAUAUUUUUUUAUAAUAAUUAUAAAAAUGUCAUAUAUUUGAACUACCAGAAGUAAUUAAUUGCAUUAUAUUUGCAAUCAUGUAUAGUCAUGAGUAAAUACGAACUUUCUGAUUCGUACGUUUUACCGCAGACGCUACUUAAGACGAAGUAUAGAUAUGAAUAAAGUACAGUAUUCUCCAUACGCUUAAAAGAAGUAAUUUAUAAACGUUAAAAUGUACAAGUUUAAUAUUAUUUUCAGAUAUUAUAUCGACUUGUUAACUAUUUACUACAAAACUAACCAAAAAGCGCGAUUUUGAUUUAACCGUUAAGAUUUUUAUACGAAAGACCAGAAUGGUUCUGUUCUUAUUUGAAGUUUAUAAUGCUGUUAACGUUUCUAAUGAUAUUUUGUAACAUUUAUUGACUUAAAUUUGUACCUGUUGCUAUCUGAUCUUAUUGAUUUUGUGUUCAUAGUUGUGUUUUUAUAGUAUUUUUGCUAGAGUUUAAUAAUUGUAAGGAUGUUGAAAGAUAUCGGGACGGUCGUGACAAUACAAAAUGUUUGCUUUUCAGAACCUCGAAAUGUCGUCAAAGGAGCGACAGGCAAAGAUUCGCUUUAAGAGCGUCGCUUCGGCGCACGCUUUCUAUAAGAAAUACCAACGCCACAUGCUCGAUCUGUCAAUGAUUCAAGUCGAGCUCGUUCCCGAUAAAAUAUCGGCAGUUUAAACGAUUUUCAAGAUGGCGGUCACGAUAUUACCCACUAACUUAACUAAAUAAGACUAUAUACAUAUAUAUGUAGGUAAUAAUCAUGGAUAGGGUCAAGUUUUACCUGAAUGUAAUCUUUAGUAAUUUUAUUGAAUCUAUUGAAUUAAUUUCGAAAAUUUACUUUAUAUUUGAUGAGAUUUUUUACUGUACAGUGUUUUGCAACUGUGUUUGCAGCUUUUAAGCUAUUAUGCUAUUUUGAUUUGUAACGCGCACUUUAUGUUCAAUAUCGUUUAGUACGUAAAAUGAAGAUGAAAUAAUGAUAAUACACACUUUUUAAAGAA